UCACGGCCAUGUCAAACCUGGUUCCGCUUCGCUAAAACUCCAUGUAACAGAUGCGAGCAUCUGCCGGCAGCUCUGGUGCCGGGCUUUCGGCAAAAGACUCCUUGGAGAUCAUGACCGGCGCGUACAAGAUCAUGACCGAGGAGGGGCCGUACAUGCCGCCAGCAGGCUCGCCACUCCCGGCACUGCUGGCCAUGCGACGGGCGAGGCAGACGAUUACUGAGACCAACGAGCACAACGAUGCGCAAACGGACGUGUUAGAGCAGCUCCGGCAGAGGAUCGAGGCAGAAGAGGCCAAUCUUCGGGAGCAACAAGCGCUCCAGACGGCCCUCGAAAACCGCAUCCAGUCGUUGCGGGAGGGGUUGGAGAGCAGGGAGAAGAAAAGUGAGGAACAGAUCGCCGAGGAGCGCAUGGCCGAGCUGAGGAAAGAAAAAGAGCACUGGGACGAGCAGACAUCGAGCCUUAUGAAAGAGCUGAACUGGUUCAUAGGCGAGCACCUUGGCCCGAUGUUGGCGGCAGAAGAGUUGGGCGGCCCCGUGGUCGGCGGCCUGAUGGACAUAGACCCGAAGGACCUGAGCGCCGGAUUCAGUGCACAAGGGAAGCCGAAAAAGGCCAAAGAGCAACCGGACCAAGAUAGGCGGCAGCGGCGGAUCGACGAUAUCUGGGGCCCUCGGGAAGAACAGGGGCAGGCGAGCACAAGACGGAAUCACGAAAGGGACGAAGCCGCUGCUGCAAGCGCCGAGAUGCGUGACCUGAUCGAGCAGCUGAUGAACAAGCUGGUGGAAGCAGGCGGGGACACCUCUGCGGCGUACGUGGAGCUUCCCAGAGAAUCCGCAGCAGCAAGGUUCCUCGUCCGGUCCAAAGUGGCCCUAUUCCACCCGAGAGAUGCACGGAAACUGCGGUUGGUCGACUUUGGACGGGAUUUUGAAGACUAGAAGAGCACCCAGUGUGUGUGUACGGGGAGCCAUAGGGGCCCAUUCCUAAGACAACAACCUUGGCGCGGCAUGAAUCAGACGAUCACACGAGGUCUGACGAUUCCCCUGCUUUCCUGGGAACCCCGACCUAGAUAGAGAGGAUGUUUUCUGCAGCUUAUGAUUGUUGCUUGCUCUCCAGGUCAACGUUUGAAAACCUGAACGGUAGUCAGGACGUACAUAUUCCAAUGGUGCCUAUCUCACGGAGCAGUCACCUUGUAUGCACAUACGGUCUUCGUGAUUGGACUUUUAGAAUAUCCUGGCAGAGCCUCAAACCCCGAGCUCUUUCGAGCUCUUUGAGCGCGUUC
Molecule: messenger RNA, 1276 nt
Organism: Thermothelomyces thermophilus ATCC 42464
Lineage: Eukaryota; Fungi; Ascomycota; Sordariomycetes; Sordariales; Chaetomiaceae
Exons: 1
Coding region: 51-932 (293 amino acids)
Biological process (GO): kinetochore assembly; mitotic sister chromatid segregation
Cellular component (GO): nucleus
Source: RefSeq, a predicted model, not a curated record